This is a messenger RNA of Suillus plorans, 4353 nucleotides long. RefSeq lists its product as uncharacterized. The coding region runs from base 348 to 4202 and encodes 1284 amino acids. NCBI's taxonomy places the organism in Eukaryota, Fungi, Basidiomycota, Agaricomycetes, Boletales, Suillaceae. The record is from RefSeq and is a predicted model, not a curated record. The transcript has 10 exons.
CUCCUACUUUAACUCUUUCAUCAUCUUAGUUUGCUCUUACAGAUUCGGGGCUCUCGCUCUGCAAUUUUUCAUUUGACUCGCUCGAUAGUUGGAUAUCGCGACAAUGAACAAUGGUGGUCAAUCCAACUCAAGUGACUAUCGUGCGAUGGCUCCGUUUGUCAACCCCUUCAAUAGCCAAGAGUACGCGUCACGCAAGGCCAAGAUCGAGGAGGCUAAGCGAAAGCUCAUCGAAAUGGAACUACAAAAUGAACUAGAGGAGAUUGCAAGACAAGGGCGGGAGGCUGAGUGAGUGCUUUGUUGUUGAACAGCGUUGUAGCUAAUGCGCCAAAAGGCAGAGACUGGCAGAGAUGAAAGCGUCCAUGGCAGCGCAAGUGCCUAUCCCAGCAGGGUUUCCAUCAGCAAGUGGCUCUAGCCACUAUCCUAAUGCAGUUUAUCACUUUGCGGAAGAAGUACCUUUGACAGCCAGAAUCGAAGGAGAAAUACGCGACACAUCUCCAAAUUCAUCUAGGCCGCAAAUGCCAUAUAGCUACCAACAUAACUACCCGACCACCAAUCAGUCACAGCAAGCAGGAUUUCAGGCGCAUAGUUCAACCCAGCCACCGUCGCAGAGGCCAUCCUUUACGCAAACACAGUCACAGGGAGCGGCAAGGUCCCGAAGUUCGCAUGCGCCAUAUCCUCUUGGCCCCGCAUUUACUGUUCACGGCUAUCAACAUUCACAGCAAGCCUCGUCUACGCCUUCUCAACAGCAACGAUUUAAAUUUAAUGAGGAAUACUGGGAAAAGCAGAGCCAAAAGUAUGCGGCAGAGCUGGCUGGUGCAAGUGCGCAAACUUCACAAGCAGGCAUCAAACCGCAAGCAAGCACGUUUACUGGAACAGGGAUACCCCAGUAUGCCCCUCAAGUUCAACAUCAAGUGGCAUCCCCAGCUGCACCGGCCGUUGCGACUAUCGUCUCAUCGACUGGGCGCCCAUCUUUGUCAUCUGCUGAGCGACCGUCCACCAAUCGUCAAUCCUCGGGCAGCCUUGCUCAGUCCACCAUGACGAAACCAGAGUUCAUUCGGCGUUUCCAGUUGGCUUGCAAUCACGGCCCGCAAGCUAUUCAAAACUUUCUGAGCUCAUGCCCUGUGGCCGUGGAAUGGUGGGCCGAAGCUGCGCGCAGCCUUAAUCCAGAAAAUUUCAAAGAUGAGGGAGUUCUCAAGAUGCUUAAUGACAUGAGAAAUCUUAAGUGGACCCCCUUACCUCAAGCCAAUUCUUCUGCCUCUGCCAGUACCAACGUCCAUGUUCCUACAGGGAUUUCGGCAACAUCUGAAGCCACAAUUCAACCUUUGCCUUUGCCCUUGCCUGCGAAUCCCCCGCCCGCUCAACAAACGCCAGCAGGUCCCGGUACCAAGGAAGCUUUCGUGCGAUACUUUCAUGAACGAUUUCAGGGAACAGACAUGGACGUGACUGUCAAAUUUCUUAUGCAAAAUCUGCAUUCCGUGCCGGAGGAGUGGCGGAAGGCGCUCUUCGGCAGUCUAGCUCCAGAGUUUAAAAAGGAGCUUGGUCAUGCAUUGACUCGUGCAAAGGCUUUAGCAGCUAGCAAAACUUUACCUGUGACCAGUACCACGACGCCGAAUACCUCCUCCGACCGUGUGCCAACCGUCGCGCAGCAAAGUCGAACCACUACUGCCAGCAACGCUGUUACACCUGCAACUGUGCACACUACGUCUGAGUCGUCAAAGUCGAUUCCCGUACCCCCCAGACCGUCUGUGACUAAAAAUACACAGGCUAAGUCCACGAGUGUACAACCCCCAAGGGCGUUGACUUCAAAUCACACUGCUGCAACUACCGUCGCUGCAUUGGCUACCAAGGCGACCCCCGCACCUCACGCACAGGUAUCUGUAUCGACCACGCAGACGGCGCUUUCAGCGUCCUCAAUACAGCAAGCUACAUCUCUGACCGGGACUAGUAUACACGGACAAACGGUGGGCGGUGCUCAUAAACCAUUCAGUGUACCCCCUCCAAUGAGUAUACCAAGUGCUGAUGGCAAUGUCGCUCAAUACGCAUAUGAUCCAUAUUUGAAGAAAUACGUGCGGGCGGAUAUCCCAACGGAGCGCGCAGUGCCAUCAGAAUCGAACACGGGUAUAUACUCCCACGACUCUGUGUCCAAAACAUAUUAUAGGCAGCAGCCGCCAGCUCUCGUGCCUCAGGCCAUACCGGCGCCAAUGCAAGCUCCAGCUACUGUAUUGAUUCCGCCUUCUACUCCGCCGCGACAGAAAGAGAAUGGGGCUACCCCAGUGGUGCGUACACCGCAACAGGCCGACAGGUCACGGCUUGCAAAAGAUAUCCUAAGGUCACUAGGAAUAAAUCCGCCACCCGUGACGGCGGAAAAGGAAAAAGAUGCUUACGAGGAAGCUGGCGUAUCACCGGGAAAUCUACCAGUAGCCGCAGAGCAUCAGCAGGAGACGCCACCAUCUGAUGACUUAUCAGCAGCUGAAGCCCCACAGGAGACUAGCGUCUUACAACCUCCGGAUGCUUUGAUGGAACAAGAACAGGCUGAAAUACAAACACCGCAAAGUCCUAUCAAGGAAGUCACUGCUGAUGACAUAAUUGUGGAUGAUGAACCAAGUACUACUAUCCCCGAAAAGGACACUGCCUCCCCCGAAUUCCCACUACCUGUUGUUACACCAUGUCCAGCAUCCACAUCUUUGGAUCAGGAGGAGUUAGCGCGUGGAGUUGAUGGAAUGUCGAUAACCACUGAUGUACACCGUUCCAAGCCCAGUCGAGAAGAUGGGCCUAUCGAUAGUCCCAUAUCAUUCCCAGAUCUGGAUGAGUUUCUACCGCCUGUGCUUGAACCUGUGGGCAUCUCAUCUCCUGCCCCCAGCUUUAGGGCGCAGUCGCGCGAGCAGAGUGAAGACAAUAGGAGUGGGGCUCUUCCGCUUUUCCUGCCGUCACUAUCGGUAUCACCUGCACCCUCAGGCCACUCUGGUGUCCAACUUCCACCGGAGACAGACGAUGAGGUUUUAAUAGUAGAAUCCAUGUUACGCGGUGGUUCGCUUUCUAAGAGCCGUGUAGAUUCGUUGGAUGAGGAUCAUGCACAGACCUCACUACGAAGUGUGAAGAGGAAGAAAGGUCAACGGGUCUAUGUGUUAGUACCGCAGCCUCCUCCUGAGCUUAGGAGGGCUAUCAAGAAACGAAAGCUGGAGGAUCAAGGCAUAGUCUCUGGCUCAGAGGAAGAGGAAGAGUCCAAAUACAAUGAUUUCGAGCAAGCCCUCAUAGCGGACUGCAGAGUUCGAAUGGUUGAGAGACCCUGCCAAUGGAAUGGAUGUGAUGCUCUGAUGAACAACGGCGAGAACCUCUAUUUGCAUCUCAAGUUGCACGUGCAAGAGGCUGGGUCUCAGGGUUUUUUUACAUGCCGCUGGCAGUCAUGUCCUCGGAGACUCAAGUCGGCAGCAGCUUUGGAGAAACACCUACAGAAACAUUCGUACUUCCCUCUGCCAUGUCCUCUUGCAAGUUGUUCAGAUGUUUUCGAUAAACCAGUUGAAGCGAUGGGACAUGAAGUACGACACCAGCAACAGGAAUCAAUCAAGAAAUUGGAGAUGAAACAGCCCCCAAAACCUUUCGCGCCAAAAAUACCUCCCAUGCUAGAUCCUCCACCCAGCAGUCUACCAUCCUAUCGUGUAGAACCGAGAUACAUUCGCCAAGCUCAUAUCCCACCUCAACGCCAUGCCGUGAUCGGUCCCUGGGUUCUUCAACACAUAUUUGGCCCUGUCGAACAAAACCUGAGAAAGCAGAACGCACCUAUGCGACUCCGAUACCCGCGCCCCGACGCUCGCCCGGAGAACCUGGAUAACUUGAGGGCAAGGCCGGACGAAUAUGACUUCCUGGCAUCACUGUCAACAUCGCCAAUACGAACGAUCCGAUAUGAGGAUCUUGAUUCUGGAGAUGUGUCGCUGGCACUACUUGACGGGCUCACGCUGUGGGAUACAGAUUCAAAUAGUCGUCAAGAAAAAUCGAAUCCCAAAGAGGAGGGCUCGGAUCUGACAAAAGACAUGGUGAUCGAGGUGCCAGAGGGAGGUACAUCCAAUUCUGUACCCGUGGAAGGAUCUGGCAAUUUACCCAUGGGCGAGGCCUCAACCACGACGGACGGAAUGGAUGGUAGUCACUGGACUACGGAGGGCGCCGUGGGGGAUGAAGAGGCUGUGAUGAUGAUGUUAUGGGAUUGAUGUCGUUGUUAGUGCACACGCACGGUCCUUGAAUGAAAAGGGCCUCCACAUAUUAUUGUGACUUGAACGGAUGACAUUGCAAUUGUGGACAGUGCUAGCUGUCAUAUGUAACUAGGAUGAGGAAUUGAAAAUAAUUUUGUGGAAGUCGGCC